Penicillium taxi is the source of this 303-nucleotide messenger RNA. RefSeq lists its product as uncharacterized. The transcript has 2 exons. The record is from RefSeq and is a predicted model, not a curated record. Lineage: Eukaryota; Fungi; Ascomycota; Eurotiomycetes; Eurotiales; Aspergillaceae. Bases 1 to 303 code for a protein of 100 amino acids.
AUGGCUGCGUUCCCUAUCGAAGAUUCUAAUGUCUUUGAAGACCUUAUAAACCGUCCCGAACCUUCUAUCUGGUACUUCUUCACUGGAAAUGAUGGCCCUGGCCCAGAAUUCCAACCUUUACUGUCUGGUGCCGUUGGGAUAGAAGCUUUCUUUGUUGACAUUGACCAAUGCAAUGUUCAACGAGACCUUAACAAAUUGCCACAGACAGUUCUGUACAAGGGUGGCGAGGAAUUGGGUGUUGCUUAUGGAGGCGAUAUGGACACAUUUUUUGAGCUUUGUGAGAGGGGGCAAUCAGAGGCAUAA